This is a messenger RNA of Colletotrichum chrysophilum, 1158 nucleotides long. RefSeq lists its product as uncharacterized. Gene Ontology annotation, molecular function: carboxylic acid transmembrane transporter activity. The record is from RefSeq and is a predicted model, not a curated record. Gene Ontology annotation, cellular component: plasma membrane. Bases 1 to 1158 code for a protein of 385 amino acids. The transcript has 2 exons. Gene Ontology annotation, biological process: carboxylic acid transport; transmembrane transport. NCBI's taxonomy places the organism in Eukaryota, Fungi, Ascomycota, Sordariomycetes, Glomerellales, Glomerellaceae.
AUGCCGACGACUUUUGCGGGCAGCGACAAGAUUGCAGCCGAUCAUGCAAAAGCGGCCGCAAAUGUGGAGAAAGGAGAAAUAGACAUCAUGACUGAGGAGCCUGAGAAGACCUAUUACAGCACCGUUUCUGUCUGGCUUAUGGUCUUAUUUUCUGGCUUGGCGAUUGGUUCUGACGGAUACAAUGCCGCCGUCAUUGGCAAUGUGGAGCUGCUGCUCGCUAUUCUGUAUCCCGACGAAUUAACUGACACAAUCUACCAGCGUCUGUCAAAUGCGUUCCUCAUCGGAAUGAUUGUUGGCAUGCUGCUUUUUGGCGUGGUAGUUGACCAACUUGGACGAAAGACCGGCGCCGUUGCAACCACAGUUCUGUUGGUGCUGGGCAUCACGCUCUCCACGGCGGCCAGUGGAACAGACCCGACUGGAAUGUUCUGGAUGUUGAUUGUGGCUCGCGGUAUAGCCGGCGUUGGUGCUGGUGGAGAGUAUCCUGUGUCAGGCGCUGGUGCAGCCGAAGCCACAGACGAAGACGCCAAGUAUCGCAAGAGGAGAGGCUUCAUGUUCGCCAUGUUGGCGGAUCUGUCAAGCAGUCUGGGAUAUAUUUGGGGCGCUUUGGUGCCCUUGCUUCUCUUGCUGUGUGUUGGUCAGCAAGUUUCCAAGUAUGACAUCGUUUGGCGAACGUCUUUUGCUCUUGGAAUGGCGCCCCCGCUUCUUAUUUUCUGGUUUAGAAUGCGCAUGGCCGUUUCAACAGCAUACCGCAAGUCAGCAAUGCGUAAGCAGCGCACACCUUACUGGCUGGCUUUGAAAAGAUAUUGGAGGCCUCUCAUCGGCUCCGCUUCGACUUGGUUCUUGUACAACUGGAUCAGCAUUCCUUUUGGUAUUUUCAGCUCUACCAUCAUGUCUCGAGCCAACGCCGGUGACAGCCUCGUUAAAACACUUGGAUGGGGUGUCGUAAUCAAUUGCUUUUACGUACCCGGUCCCUUUAUCGGAGGAUAUCUCUCCGACAAGAUUGGUCGACGUCAGACUAUGGCCUUGGGGUUCACACUGCAGGCAAUCCUUGGAUUUGUUCUCGGUGGAGCGAUGAACCCUAUCCAAAACAUCUUCCCAUUGUUCGUCGUGUUGUACGGUAUUUUCUUGACGCUGGGCGAAGUUGGACCCGGAAGGUAA